This is a messenger RNA of Clarias gariepinus (North African catfish), 2239 nucleotides long. RefSeq names its product G2/M phase-specific E3 ubiquitin-protein ligase-like. Gene Ontology annotation, cellular component: nucleus. The record is from RefSeq and is a predicted model, not a curated record. Bases 112 to 1938 code for a protein of 608 amino acids. The transcript has 12 exons. Gene Ontology annotation, molecular function: ubiquitin-protein transferase activity. NCBI's taxonomy places the organism in Eukaryota, Metazoa, Chordata, Actinopteri, Siluriformes, Clariidae.
AAAGAGAAAGUUUGUGAGCAAAGUUGAUUAUUAGAUUCUUACAUAGGCAGGGGCGUAGACUCAUCUGCGCCCACUUUAAAUCAGUUUUUGGAAUACCGAAAACUAAAAUCUAUGGAAAGAACAAAUUUUUCAUUGGGCAAGAAAAGAGGAAGCAAACAAGAGCAGCAGAAAGUACAGAUUAAUGUUGGUAUAAUGUGUCUACAGAGUGGUUGCUUAAAACCACAAAGAGGAAAAACACUCCCAUUACUCAUUGAUCCACAAGUAAAUGCAAAUGAUAUCCUUAUGAUGGCUGAAAAAAAAAUAAAAGACUUUAACAAAGACAUGGAGGAAGGACCCUACGUACUUCUCUACCCAGAUGGCUCCAAUGUCAUUAACAUUCCAGGGACAGCAAGGCCCUUUACACUGAAAGACUACAGAACAGAAAUUGGAAAGCCAUAUUCAAGAAUAAACUUGUUUAUUUGCAGAAAGAAGGACUUUGAAGGGGAAGAGGUUCUCAGUUCAGAAUCAGAAACAGAAGUUGUCAUAAGAACUCGGAAUACUGAGGUAUCUGACCUGGCAGAUACACUGCCAAUAAGACCCAGGCAUACAAGCACACCAGAAGAACGUAUUAAUAAUAAAAUUGAUGUGGAACCAUCGCCAGGAAGUGUUGUAGAGAUAAUGCUCUCAGAUUCAGAGGAUGACCGUCCAAGUAUUUCAGACCACGUUGCAAAAGAAAACCAAUGUUACAGAGAAUACAUGGACGUGUAUGCACCUGUGAUUACUGAAGAGGAUGAUGAGCUUGUAGCCACAGCACAAUGUCUUGACCUCCCAGAGCCAAUAGAGGUACAAGGCAGUUUAACAGCUCCUGACAUUAUUUCAAAUCUGGCUCUUGCCAUUGAUCGAAAACGUGUCAGCAGAUUUAACAUCAUAAGAUCCAAUGUGUGGGAUGGGGCAGUCAGAGGAUUUAAACGUGUCUCAUACUCAGAAUUCACUGACAUGUUUGUUAAGUUCUCUGAUGAUGCUGGCACAUUUGAAGAGGGUCUUGAUACAGGUGGACCAAGACGUGAACUUCUUACUUUGCUGAUGAGCUGCCUACAGUAUCGCCCCAUUUUUGAUGGACCUCCCAGUAGUCGUUACCUGGUAUACAAUUCAGUUGCUGUUAGGGAGGAUGAGUAUUUCUUGGCAGGAAAAAUGAUUGCUGUGUCAAUAGUUCAUGGAGGACCAGGGCCCCAUUUUCUUUCACAAGACCUGGUAAACCACAUUGUAAACCAAACCACUUUCAGUGCCACUUUGAAAGAUGUCACAGAUGAGGGUAUAGUGAAAGCGCUGCAAGAGAUUAAGAAUGCAGCCACUUUGGGGUCACUACAAGAACUGAUUUUAAAAAACAGCACCCUGCUUCAGACUGCUGGAUGUUUUCGACGUGUGAACAGUAUUGAGGAGAAACAUGAGAUUGUGGAAGAAUAUGUCAAGUGGUAUGUGAUUGACAGAAACCACAGUGUAAUUAAAAGAUUUAAAGAUGGACUUUCCACCCUAGAGUUUCUAACAGCACUCCAGAAGCAUCCCCAUGUUUUGACUCCUUUUCUUUACCACACUGAGAAGAAGCUGACAGCAUCUAAUUUGGAAGACCUAUUUAAACCAGAACUCAGCCCAGCAGGUAGCAACCAGAGGCAAAAAGAAUCCAAGACACUUUGCUUUUGGUCAGACUAUCUCCUCGACUGUGAAGAACACCAGACUGAAGUGUUACUGAAGGAUGUGCUGAUGUUUGCUACUGGCCUGACUUCACUUCCGCCUGCUGGACUCACACCACUCCCAUCCAUUGUGUUUCUUGCCAGUUCACCCUUUCCGAUGGCAAAUACAUGCACAAACACCCUCAAGUUACCACUUUUAGACACAUACAGUCUUUUUCAGAAACAGAUGGAUUUUGGAAUCCAAAAUUCUCCAGGUUUUGGAUGUAUUUAAAAAGCCUUGCUUUGUUGCACACUUAUUGCAUCAGUUUUACAUCAAGAGGAUCAUGGUCAUAAGACAAAAAAAAAAAACUUUUCCUUUUGGUUAGCUUUCUUUGACACUUGAUCUCACUUUUUAUUUUGUAUAAAAUUCUUUGCUUAUGAUUACAAGAAUUGCAAAGAGUUUUAUGCAGUCCAUGGAUGAGGUUAAAGUCAUUUUUACUCCACUUGUUUUAACCUGACAGCUACUCUUUCAACAGUGAGAGUUUUUAAUAACGCAUUAAUCCUGUCCAUAGGCAGGAUGAAACUCUUCAUAA